Messenger RNA from Halteromyces radiatus, 1509 nucleotides. Its product is annotated as kinase-like domain-containing protein. Bases 82 to 1287 code for a protein of 401 amino acids. Gene Ontology annotation, cellular component: cytoplasm. NCBI's taxonomy places the organism in Eukaryota, Fungi, Mucoromycota, Mucoromycetes, Mucorales, Cunninghamellaceae. The transcript is spliced from 4 exons. Gene Ontology annotation, biological process: regulation of MAPK cascade; intracellular signal transduction; protein phosphorylation. Gene Ontology annotation, molecular function: protein serine/threonine kinase activity; ATP binding. The record is from RefSeq and is a predicted model, not a curated record.
GCUAAACGAACUUCAUUGGGCAAUUUGAGAAAAUCCAAAUCAUCUACAACAGCAGAUCAUCAACAACAUAAAACUGAAUCGAUGGUAGUAGAUAUGACUAUGAAACGACGAUCAACUGGAUGUCUUCGACGUGCUUCAUUUUAUUCAACCAAAAGUACUAAAUCGGCUGAUGCAUCACAAAUCAACAAGGAAGUUUGGCGACCCCCAGGAUUUUACGAAAUCCCGAAUAUCCUUGGCAGCAAUGCAUUCUUGAAACCUGAACCACAAACCCAAUCUACUUAUAGUCUACGACCUUAUACACCACAAAAACAUAUCUGCAAACGUCCUUGGCUCCCAGCAGGUAAAUCUUUGGAUAUUCCUCAACUUCCUCCUCUGGUGAAAUCUGAAAACGAAUUUGAGCGGAGCAUUCGCAAAGCUCUUCCCAAGAUGCAAGUGUCUUCUUUGGACCCACGCAACAAGUACGCUAGUUUCAAGGAAAUCGGCACUGGUGUCAAUGGUUCCGUGGUUCGUACUACCCAUCGUUACAAAAAGAAUCUGCAUCUGGCUAUCAAAAGAUGUCGUUUGGACCCCGAUCGUGAAUACAAAUUGGCUAUCGUACGUGAACUCAAAAUCAUGGCGUCUGGACAUCCCAAUCUUAUUCGCUUACGUGAAGUGACUCUGUGGCGUGAUGAUGUUUGGAUGGCCAUGGAUCUACAACGUUGUUCUGUCUUUGCUGUGCUCUGUCAACGUGGCAUUCCCGAAGAAUAUGCUGUUCAUAUUACUUGUGAAACCCUCAAGGCUCUACAAUAUCUUCAUGCUAAAGGUUUUAUUCAUCGUGAUAUCAAGUGUGAAAAUCUGUUAUUAGGUUGGAAUGGUGAAGUCAAACUAGCUGAUUUUGGCUUAGCUACAAGAACUACAAAACGUAACAAAGAUCGUCUAGGAACAAGCAAAUGGAUGGCUCCUGAAGUCAUUCGUGAACAGUACUAUGAUGAAAAAAUUGACAUGUGGUCUCUUGGAAUUACCGUGGUGGAAAUGAUGGAUCGUGUACCUCCCCAUUACUUGUUGAAGGAUGAAAUUGAACUGUUUGCUGCCAUCCUAAGUGAUCCAAGUCCUACCUUCACUUAUAGUUAUCCCACAAUGUAUAUGCGUGGUUUGGUUGCUUGGUUAUUAGAUGAAAAUGCUCGAACUCGACCCAAUGCAAAGGAUGUUUAUCAGGAAAUCAUGGCUCAUGUUCAAAGUAAUCUAUUACGAAUGGCAACUACGAAUGAACUAGCAAGAUUUGUCAAUCAUGUUUUACCUCCUUAUUGAUGAAUGAUUUUCCUUUCCUUUUUUUUUCAUCAUGACCUUAUAUCUUGGCCUAUUUUUUUUUUUUUAGUCUUGUCUCUAUUUACUUAGCAUACCUACCAUCAAUUCCCACACACACACAUUUAUAUCACGAUUAUCAUAAUCACCCCUUUCAACAUUUAUCAUCAUUACCAUCAUCUUCAUCUCGAUCAUCAUCUUUAUCAACUACCAUACAAACACACUUUC